GGGGGAAAGGAGCAGGAGAAAGAUGGGAACUCUCCUGGGGAGUGACACGGCGUCGCUGGCGUUGUCUCAAGUGAUGGCGAUGGGCGCGUCUGUCGCUGUCGUCGUGGCCGCCUCGACAUACAUCCUGAGGCAGCGGCGAGCUGUCAAGGAGGAGAGAGAGACCCAGGCGGCCUCGGCAGACCCCCCCCCCAGUGAGUGUGGUGGCAAGAAGGUGGCUCUGCUGCUGGUUGACCACGGCUCGCGGCUCAAGGCUGCCAACGACAUGAUAUUCGACGUGGCGCGGCUGGUGCAGGGGCAGCGGGAUGACUUGAUUGUGGAUGCGGCGCACAUGGAGAUUGCAGAGCCCAACAUACCCGAGGUGGUUGACAAAUGCGUCAAGGUGGGGGAGGGAGGCACACAGACCGGCCGACCGACAGGGUAACAGCUCACAAGUGUGUGUGUUGUGUGUUGUGUAGGCCGGUGCGGAGAAGAUCAUUGUGCAUCCUUACAUGCUGGCGCCUGGACGCCAUGCGACGAAAGACAUACCCAAAAUGGUAUGUAACCAAUACAGACACACGCACAUGCUCUCACUGCUCAAGGCGCAUCAUUUCUGUGUGUCUGUCUGUCUGUCUGUGCUUCUUGUUCAGGUGAUGGAUGCCAUGGCGUCUCACCCGUCGGUCGAGUACGAGGUGACGAGCUGCCUCGGCAUCCACGAGAAGAUCGGACAGGUCGUCCUCGAGCGGGCGGGGCUGGUCGCUGGGGCAGUCGCUGGGGCAGUCGCUGGGGCAUAGACUAGACUGACACAGACAGAGACAGAGACAGACACGGGCAGGGCAGAGGUUAACGGGCGUAAAGCUCAUGUCAUGUGUGUACAGUGUUGUGAUGGCUCGAGAGUUUUUUCCGCGUGGUGGGUCUUGUCUGUCUGCACAUGGCUGCCGCCCUCCCUGCCUGCCUGCCUGCC
Molecule: messenger RNA, 940 nt
Organism: Vitrella brassicaformis
Lineage: Eukaryota; Vitrellaceae
Source: the annotation of a GenBank genome assembly